AGCCAUAAAUCCUUCCGUACGAAGCAGAAGCUCGCGAGAGCGCAGAAGCAGAACCGACCCAUCCCACAGUGGAUCCGUCUGAGGACCGGCAAUACCAUCAGGUGA
This is a messenger RNA of Cladophialophora carrionii CBS 160.54, 105 nucleotides long. Its product is annotated as 60S ribosomal protein L39. The annotation marks the transcript as partial. Gene Ontology annotation, cellular component: ribosome; cytosolic large ribosomal subunit. Lineage: Eukaryota; Fungi; Ascomycota; Eurotiomycetes; Chaetothyriales; Herpotrichiellaceae. Gene Ontology annotation, biological process: translation. Gene Ontology annotation, molecular function: structural constituent of ribosome. The record is from RefSeq and is a predicted model, not a curated record. The transcript has a single exon.